AUCAAGAUCAACUUAAUCAUAAAUAAUGAAAUGGAUAUAUUACUUAUUUAUUAUACUUAUCAAUUAUUUAAUACCUAUUAACACUAUAGUAUAUGAUGAAGGAAUUAAUAUGAAUGUAGAUAUGACAUCAUUCAAUGGGAAUGAAUAUGAAGAAGCCAAGAAUUAUAGGAAUAAUACUAAUAUAGAAAGUAAUCUAUAUGAAACAGAUAUAUCAACUACAUUAAUUCUACCUAUUAUGACAGAUGAACAAAGAUUAUUAUCAAAAAUAUUAAAUGGUUAUGAUACAGCAUCUAGACCAAUAUUUAAUGCAUCUAAAAGUGUACAAGUUGGAUUUCAAUUUACAUUAAUACAAAUUAGUCAAUUGGAUGAAGUAAACCAAGUACUUACAUUAAACGUAUGGAUUGAACAGGAAUGGGUGGAUGAAAGACUUACAUGGAAUCCUCAAGAUUAUAAUAAUCUUUCAAGAAUAAGAAUUCCAUGUCAAAAAUUAUGGUUACCAGAUAUUGUAUUAUAUAAUAGUGCAGAUGAUUACAAAACAGAUUAUAUGCAAAGUAAAGCAAUGGUACAAUUCAAUGGAAAUGUAUUUUGGCCACCACCAGCUAAAUUACGAUCAACUUGUAAAAUUGAUAUUACCUAUUUUCCAUUUGAUGAUCAAUCAUGUACUAUGAAAUUUGGUUCAUGGACAUAUGAUGGUUGGCAAGUGAAUGUAAUUAAAAGACAUGAUGAAGUAGAUAUAUCGAAUUAUGUUGAAAAUGGUGAAUGGGAUCUACUUAAAGUUGUCGUAGAAAGACAUGAGAUAUUUUAUCCAUGCUGUAAUGAACCAUAUCCUGAUUUACGAUUUACAAUUUAUAUGCGUCGACGUACACUUUAUUAUUUAUUUAAUAUCAUUUUUCCAUGUUUAUGGUUAACUGUAUUAAGUUUAGUUAGUUUUUGGUUACCUCCUGAUUCUGGUGAAAAAAUUACACUUGGUAUAACUGUAUUAUUAGCAUUCAGUGUAUUUAUGUUAUUGAUUGCAGAGAAUAUGCCAGCUACAAGUGAAUUUGUACCCUUAAUUGGUAAGUGAUCAAUCAUGAAAUUGAUCACAAUUUUAACUUUUUUAAAAAUUUAUUUUUUUUAUUGAGAUCUUGAACUGAUUGAUGUUAGACGAUCAUUGAAAACUUGAAAGUAGUGGACGGCCGUUUCGUUCUAUUCUAGGACUACUCAGCUGUGUGAAUCCACAAUCCUGCUCAUGGGAUUCGAAACCAGAGCCUUCAGUCUCAUGUAUGAACGGCAUCCAAGAAUGUUAAUGUCGAACCUUGAUUUAAUCAUGAAGA
Messenger RNA from Schistosoma haematobium, 1313 nucleotides. It is a transcript of the gene CHRNA7, whose product is annotated as Neuronal acetylcholine receptor subunit alpha-7. Gene Ontology annotation, cellular component: postsynaptic membrane; synapse; neuron projection. The transcript is spliced from 6 exons. Gene Ontology annotation, biological process: signal transduction; monoatomic ion transmembrane transport; regulation of membrane potential. Gene Ontology annotation, molecular function: acetylcholine-gated monoatomic cation-selective channel activity; transmembrane signaling receptor activity. The record is from RefSeq and is a predicted model, not a curated record. The coding region runs from base 26 to 1063 and encodes 345 amino acids. Lineage: Eukaryota; Metazoa; Platyhelminthes; Trematoda; Strigeidida; Schistosomatidae.